AGCAACAAAGCCCCAUUGCUCCUGCAUGGCAGACACGCUGCGCCCGCCCCGGGCUUCCCAGCCGACCCCAGUCCCUCGGCCCCGCUCCCGAGCCCCCCGCGAAGCCGUGGCCCCCGGCGGGCGGGCGGGUGAGGGGUGUGCACCCGCGGGUGUCUCUCUCGUGCGCUCUGUGGUUUUCUUUCCCUCGCACACUGAGAGUUUUGCGGUAGCUUCUCGGUGCUGAGCAGCCUCGGGGGCUGGGGCGCCGAAAACCCCGACCGAGAAGCUGGUGUUAUUUUCGAGCAAAGAAAAACCCCCCACAAAGGGCACGCGGGGCACGUCGCCCUGGCGCUCCGUUUCCACUGAGUCACCGGCACGUCGCACCCUCGGGGAGCGCGGCCGCCCCACGGCGCCCUAUAAAUCCCCAGCCGGGGGGCGGAUUUCGCACUGCUCCCCUGCCAGCCGGGAUGCCGAGGAGCGCCGAGCGCUUGCGCCAGGCCCCGAUGCCCAGCCCCACGUCAUCCCGAGUGCCCCAUGGCGACAGCCCCGCUGGCCCGACUGGCGGGGCCCAGAUCCGCCCCACGGUGCUCACCCACGGAACCAGCGCCCCCACCAGGAAGCAGCAGGUGCCACCAUACCCCCUGGCGAUGGGGGACCCCCAAACCACCCCCCACCUCCAGGCCCUGCUCCAGGACACCCAGCGCCAGGCACUGCUCAUCCAACAGAUGUCUCCGGAGCCCAGCGCCCGCCCCUCCAUCCUGCACCUCCAGCCCCCCGGCGUGCUGGUGCUGAGGUCCCACCACGGCUUGACACACGGGAUUAACAUCACGGGCGUGGAGUGGAUUCCGAGGGACCCGCCUGCCCCCCGCUCGCCAGACCAGUCCCCCCCACAGCGCUGCCCCAGCCCCGGGGACCACAGCGGCCAGACUGAGAGACGCCCCCGGCAGGACCCGCUCUGGGCACAGGACAGGGCAGCCCAGUGCCGGCGGCAGAGGGAGCUGGUCGAGCACCUGGAGGAGCAGGCAAUGUCAGCGAAGGGCCAGCGCUGCGCCUCCCAACCCCCCACCCCCUCGGGCUGGGCCCGGGCUGGAGCCGCCCUCCCCGCCCAGAAGGGGGCGCUGCAGCCGCCACUGACCCCCCAGGCCCACCCCUAUGUCAGCCACGGCACCGGCAUCUGCUCAGACCUGGGCCCCACCUUGGAGUUUUAUCGGUUCAGCAGGGCCCGGCCGCCCUUUACCUACGCGAUGCUGAUCCGCUGGGCCAUUCUGGGAUCCCCCCACCGCCAGCUGACGCUGAACGAGAUUUAUCAAUGGUUCAGCCGCAUGUUCGGCUACUUCCGCCACAACACGGCCACCUGGAAGAACGCCGUGCGGCACAACCUGAGCCUGCACAAGUGCUUCGUGCGAGUGGAGCACGUGAAAGGCGCCGUGUGGACCGUGGACGAGGCCGAGUUCCAGAAGAAGCGGAACCAGCGACCCCCCCCGUACCUGGAGCUGAAGCACCUGCUGCCCCCCCUGCCCUUCGCGCCCCCCUCCCGCCCCAGCCGAUGAGACACCCCCAGGGCACCUCCAGGGGCUGAGACCCCCCCUCGUGAGCC
Messenger RNA from Mauremys mutica (yellowpond turtle), 1576 nucleotides. Its product is annotated as forkhead box protein P3-like. Gene Ontology annotation, biological process: regulation of transcription by RNA polymerase II. Gene Ontology annotation, cellular component: nucleus. Gene Ontology annotation, molecular function: DNA-binding transcription repressor activity, RNA polymerase II-specific; RNA polymerase II cis-regulatory region sequence-specific DNA binding. Bases 447 to 1529 code for a protein of 360 amino acids. Lineage: Eukaryota; Metazoa; Chordata; Testudines; Geoemydidae. The transcript is spliced from 11 exons. The record is from RefSeq and is a predicted model, not a curated record.